Lactuca saligna is the source of this 453-nucleotide messenger RNA. The record is from the annotation of a GenBank genome assembly. NCBI's taxonomy places the organism in Eukaryota, Viridiplantae, Streptophyta, Magnoliopsida, Asterales, Asteraceae.
AUGAAAAAUGCAUUUGGUAUAGAAUGGAAAAGUGCAGAUUCCAGAUUAAUAUGCUAUGAUGAUGAUGUAUGGGAAGAUUGGGUGAAGAUAUCAAGGAAGGUUUUAGUCAACAGAAAUCCAGGUCUUCAUUUUGGAGACAUUCAUGUUCUGAAUGCUAGAUAUGUAAAAGAGUUGGAAGAUUUUAUUGGAAAUGAGAUCUUGGUGGAAGCCAUUGACAAUGGUGGUGGAUGUAGAAAUGAUGUUCAAGAAAACAGAUAUUUUAGAGAAGAUUAUAACCAAGAGAUCAACUGGCAUAACCCUUUAGGAAUGGUGGGUGAGUUAGCUUUAGCAUUUGGUGAGUUACUGAGGAUGUUAUGGGCACUAGGAAGGACUCCAUUUUCUCCAAGGCAAUUCAAAGCAAAGCUUGCUCGUUUUGCACCAUAAUUUAGUGGAUACAAUCAACAUGAUUCUCAG